This is a messenger RNA of Austrofundulus limnaeus, 1492 nucleotides long. RefSeq names its product claudin-1. Gene Ontology annotation, molecular function: structural molecule activity. NCBI's taxonomy places the organism in Eukaryota, Metazoa, Chordata, Actinopteri, Cyprinodontiformes, Rivulidae. The record is from RefSeq and is a predicted model, not a curated record. Gene Ontology annotation, cellular component: membrane; bicellular tight junction.
UGUUUUGUUGUGUUUUGUUGUGUUUUGUUGUGUUUCCUGAAAUUUCCCAGCAUGGAUCAGUGCUGACGGGUCAGAACAGAACGCCUGCCUCUGAUCCAGGAUUCUGUUCUGGUCCUCUGCUUGGUCCAAACUGAACCACCUGGACCAUAAAGGUGGUUCUGUUACAGUCCCAGUGAAACAUGAGCCAUGUGUUGACCUGAAAACCCAGGUCCAGAACCACUGAGGUGGACCGGUUCUAAAGAACCAAAACCAGCAGGAGCCAGAUUUAUUCAAACCUGUUUACAGAACCAGUUCUGGGUCAUAGUUCUGUCCGGUCCAGUCUUACAGAUCUGGACCAGAUGAGAGCAAACAUGGACUAUCAACAGUCUGAAGUCCACAAACCGUCAGAGACACCGGGACACCUUGUCUCCAUUCAGAACUCUGUCCUCUGGACCGUCUCUGAGGGUCCUCUGAAGACCCGGACCUGAUCUUUGUAGGGUCUGAUACCAGUCCGGUUCACGGUUCUGCUCCUGAAACUGGGACUGCCUGUCGAUACUGAUGUGUGUGGAGGCGGGCCGACACGGGUUCAUCGACCUCAGACCUGAGAAUAUUCUGGUCCAAACAGAAACUCUUCAGUUCUGACACACCAGCCCAUCAGGAACCAGCAGAACCUCCGCAGAACCAACAGAACCUCAGCAGAACCUCAACAGAACCUCAGCAGAAGGUGUGGACCUCUGGCAGCAUGGUGGUGGGCCUGCAGGUUGUGGGUCUGGUUCUGGGCGUGGUGUCCUGGUGCCUGCAGUCCAGCUGCACCUCGUCUCAGACCUGGAAGGUGAAGAGCCACGUGGACUCCGUCACCACCAGCUCCUCGCAGUUUGAAGGUCUGUGGAUGAGCUGCGCCGCCGCCUCCACGGGGUCGGUGCAGUGCAGCAGGUUCAAGACCGUGCUGGGACUCUCAGCUCACCUGCAGGUCUGCAGGGCCCUGAUGAUCCUGUCCCUGCUGCUCGGUCUCGCCUCCAUCCUGGUCUCGGUGCUCGGACUCAAGUGCACAAAGCUGGGCAGGACUCCRGAGCCGGUCAAAGGUCAGAUGGUCCUGAGCGGAGGAGUCAUGUUCAUCCUGUCUGGUGUCCUCACUCUGACCGCCGUCUCCUGGUACGCUGCCAGGGUCAUCCAGGACUUCUACGACCCGUUCUACGGUGGAGUCCGGUUUGAGCUGGGUUCUGGUCUGUACCUGGGCUGGGCCACCUCCGGUCUGGCCAUCCUGGGAGGGUCUCUGCUGUGCUGUUCCUGCAGGAAGACUGUCUCCUCCGUCCCUGCUGGACACUUCUCAUAUUUCUCCACAAGUCGAGGACGGAACAUCUACAGAGCUGCUGCACCGUCUGACAGCAGCAGGACCAAGGCUUACGUCUGAGCUGGACUGAGUCCUUUUCACCUCCUUAUUAACAUAUUUAAACAUGUUUGACUUCUUUAUGAAAACAUUUAUUAAAAGUCAUCUUUAAAUGUUUGAAUCAUU